AUGCGCCGAUUGAUCCAACCGACAAGCCGCAGCUCGAGUGAUGACCAUGAGCUUGAGGUUGUUCUUGAUAACCCCGAUGGCGACGUCAGCUUGGCCUUUCCCGAGGGCGGCCGAGAGGCAUGGGUCUGUUUGCUAGGAUCAUGUCUCAUGAUGUUCCCCUCAUUUGGGUUCCAGACUGCAGUUGGAUCGGUCCAGGAUUAUAUCAGCACUCACCAGUUGUCCGAAUAUGGGGACCGAGAUGUCGGCUGGAUCACUGCAGUACUAGUAUUUUUGACGUUGUUUCUUGGUGUCCAAGUUGGACCGCUCUUUGAUCAAUAUGGACCCAAGGUCCUGUUGAUCAGUGGAUCACUUGGGAAUUUCGCUUCGUACAUACUCCUCGCAGAAUGUACCAAAUACUGGCACUUUAUGCUUUGCCUUGGUGUUCUUGGUGGAAUGUCAGCGGCAAUUGUUACAACCGUCUCUAUUGCGGUCCUCAGUCACUGGUUUAACCGAAGACGCGCCCUUGCCUCUGGAAUCUGUAUGGGAGGAUCAUCUGCAGGUGGUGCCAUUAUCCCCUUGAUGCUACGAAGCUUGUUUGAUAGAUACGGGUGGAUAUGGGCUAUACGGAUCGUCGCUUUUAUGGCCUUGGGAUGCUACGCGGUGGGAGUUUUACUCAUUAGAGGCCGUCUACCCACUGGCAGCAAGAGUAAAGCAACGAUCGAUCUUGCUGCUUUCAAGUCACCCCGUCUGUGCUUUCUUACCGUGGCCGUCUUUUGCUUCGAGUUCAUUAUUUUUGGAUGUGCUGCACUUCUUCCAUCAUAUGUGCGUUACAGCGGGUUCUCCGUGGAUUUGCAGUUUUAUUCCCUUACUGUGUUGAACAGUAUGAGCCUUAUCGGGAGGGUUCUUCCUGGCUUUGCUGCGGACCUAUUUGGUCGAUUCAAUAUUCUAUUAUUACUAGUUGUUAUAACCAUUAUAAUUAUGGCAGCUGUUUGGCUACCAUAUGGGUCUCACGAUGAAGGCACGCUUUACGCAGUUGUGGCGAUUUUCGGAUUCGGUUCUGGUGGGUGGCUCUCGCUUGCUCCAGUUUGUGCAGGCCAGCUUUGUGACACCAAAGAUUAUGGUCGAUUUUAUGGCACUGUUUACUCUGUGGCUUCAUUUGGAGUUUUGCUCACUGUCCCAAUUGGUGGACAGUUGCUACAGUCAGCCACACCACAGGUUCUUAUUAGUUUCUAUUCCACCAUUUUGCUCGUAGGGCUAAUAAGUAUUAUCCUGUCUCGAUGGGCUCUUUUGAACUGGAGUUGGGAGUGGAAAGCCAAGGUAUAA
Molecule: messenger RNA, 1302 nt
Organism: Penicillium crustosum
Lineage: Eukaryota; Fungi; Ascomycota; Eurotiomycetes; Eurotiales; Aspergillaceae
Product: putative MFS monocarboxylate transporter
Exons: 2
Coding region: 1-1302 (433 amino acids)
Biological process (GO): transmembrane transport
Cellular component (GO): fungal-type vacuole membrane
Molecular function (GO): transmembrane transporter activity
Source: RefSeq, a predicted model, not a curated record